Messenger RNA from Topomyia yanbarensis, 1110 nucleotides. RefSeq lists its product as uncharacterized. The record is from RefSeq and is a predicted model, not a curated record. The coding region runs from base 1 to 1110 and encodes 369 amino acids. The transcript has a single exon. NCBI's taxonomy places the organism in Eukaryota, Metazoa, Arthropoda, Insecta, Diptera, Culicidae.
AUGCUGUGGUCCGAUAGCGAAAUCGUUUUGGCAUGGUUGAAGAAGCAGCUUAGUCGGCUCGAUGUCUUUGUCCGAAAUCGAGUUAUUGAAAUUCAACAACUCACCGAUGGUCUGCAGUGGAACUAUAUUCGAUCAGCCGCUAAUCCAGCCGACAUUAUUUCGCGUGGUCAACUACCGGCAGCACUUUUAUCGAGUGGGAUGUGGUGGAAUGGACCUCAAUUUCUCAACGACCCAGUGUUCACCAUUGAGAUACCACAUGACAUUCCUGACGACGAGAUUCCUGAGUUGAAACCAGAAAUCGUGGUGACAACUGCAUUGAUCGAGGAACAGCUACCGGUGUUUGUCAAGUACAGUUCGUUCCGGAAACUACAGAGAGUUAUCGCAUGGGCCUAUCGUUUCAUCAACAACGCUCGUAAAACGAAGACCGACCGUAUUAUCCGUAGCAGGUUGACGAUUUCUGAGCUCCGCGAUUCUCUCGUGAUUAUUGUGCGAGUAAUUCAGCAUGUCGAACUUGGUGACGAAAUCAAGCGAAUACAAUCGAAUAUUCCUUGCAAACAUAUUAACGCAAUGAAUCUGAUCUACACUGAUAAUCUUCUACGAGUCGGCGGACGACUGAUGAAUUCUCAAAUACCAGAAGCAGCAAAACAUCAACUUAAUCUUCCGAGUACGAGUCCGGUGACAAGGCUUUUAAUACGGACAAUGCACAUCGAGCUACUUCACCUAGGACCUUCAGCACUAAUUUCUAUGUUACAACAAAAGAUUUGGUUGCGCAAGGCACGUUCGACCGUACGAGGAGUCAUCAGAUCAUGCGUCAAAUGUUUUCGAGUAAAACCAUCCGAUAUUUCCCAAUUGAUGGGACUUACCGAAACAACGAGUUACGCCAUGCUCUCCGGUCAGCAUCACUGGCGUCGAUUACGCUGGUCCCAUAAUGGUGAAGCAGGGAUCCUACCGUCCGAAGAUUGUGAAGUCGUACAUUGCGGUAUUCGUCUGUAUGUCGACGAAGGCCGUCCAUUUGGAAUUGGUGUCGGAUUUGACUACCGACGCAUUUAUUGCCGCACUUCAACGUUUAGUCAGCCACCGAGGAAUGGUAUCGGAAUUACAUUCCGAUAA